AUGGCUGCCUCAAUGAUUCAGUUAAUAGGAUUUAUGUUGUCUGCAUUGGGGCAAUUCUUAAUAACAGCUGCAACGGCAAUGGACAUGUGGAGCUUGCAGGACCGAUCUUUUACAGUUGUAACAAAUGUUUACACAUAUUCUGGGUUAUGGAACUCGUGUGUAGGGACAUCGUACGGUACAACACAGUGCAGGCCUUAUUUUACCAUACUGGGACUGCCAGCUCUGCUCCAAGCCGUCCGGGCCUUGAUGAUUGUUGGAAUUGUUCUCGGAGCCAUCGGCUGCCUGAUCGCCAUAUUUGCACUGAAGUGCUUGAAAAUGGGGAACAUGGAGGACAACAUCAAAGCCACAAUGACUCUGACAGCCGGGAUCCUGAACCUUCUUGCAGGAGUCUGUGGCAUCGCUGGGGUGUCGGCCUUUGCCAACUUGAUUGUGCAAAGUUUUCGGUUCACAACAUAUGCCGGCAGUGGGUUCGAUACGUACGGAGGCGGUGUUGGUGGACUUACCGGAUCUCUGACUCCAAGGUACACUUUUGGCCCUGCUCUUUUCGUGGGCUGGAUCGGCGGAGCUAUCUUGGUCAUUGGAGGCGUCAUGAUGUGUCUGGCCUGCCGUGGAAUGACUCCAGAGAAAAAUCAACGGUACGAUGGGAUGGCCUACAAAGCCGCCUCUCAGCACACAAUGUACAAGUCUGACACCCGACCCCGUCCGGCCUACAAUGACUCCUACAGAGCCCAGAGUAUGGACGGAAGGCAGAACCAGAAAUUUGACUACGUGUAGAAUCAUUUCACUUUCAUAGAUACCUCUUUUUUAUAUUCUACAGCUCUGUGAUGAGUUUUUCACUUGUUUGCCUGCAUUCAUGGGAAGAGCGGUUAUUUUUUUAUUUCUCUGUACUUUAAUUUGGCAGAAAUAUGUAAGGUCUAUUUUUUUUAAUUUAGCAUCAUAUAAUCCUAAUUUUGAA
This is a messenger RNA of Morone saxatilis (striped sea-bass), 955 nucleotides long. RefSeq names its product claudin-18-like. Bases 1 to 774 code for a protein of 257 amino acids. Gene Ontology annotation, biological process: bicellular tight junction assembly; cell adhesion. Gene Ontology annotation, molecular function: structural molecule activity. The transcript is spliced from 5 exons. The record is from RefSeq and is a predicted model, not a curated record. NCBI's taxonomy places the organism in Eukaryota, Metazoa, Chordata, Actinopteri, Moronidae. Gene Ontology annotation, cellular component: plasma membrane; bicellular tight junction.